Messenger RNA from Colletotrichum phormii, 736 nucleotides. RefSeq lists its product as uncharacterized. The record is from RefSeq and is a predicted model, not a curated record. Bases 192 to 536 code for a protein of 114 amino acids. NCBI's taxonomy places the organism in Eukaryota, Fungi, Ascomycota, Sordariomycetes, Glomerellales, Glomerellaceae. The transcript has a single exon.
GCAGCAGCAGCAGCAGCAGCUUCGUGACCAUGUAGAUAUGAUGAUCGAUCAAGAUGAAAAGAACUUGAAAGCUGCUGGAGAGGGAACGUCAGAAGAGAAGCCUGGGCAGGACGUGAAGGAUAAGGGGAAGCAGCGCGCAGGCGUACCUGGUGGUGGUCCUGGUGGUCCUGGUGGUGAUCCCGACGACGACGAUGAUGACGACGAUGACCCCGGUGAGGGUUCCAGCGGCGACUCUGGCGGCAGACCGGUCAGCGGUCCUCGUGGACCAGGUAAGGAACAGACAGGAAACGGCAAGAAUUGUAGCUGCCCCUGUCUCGGUGGCUGCGAUUCAUCAAACAGGUCGGCAGCUUCACAGGAGACGACUCCGGCUGCUAGACAACAUGUCAACGACCUCGUCAAGGUGUACGAUCAGUACAAAAGAUGCUGUGGCCGUAAGCCCAACGGCGAGACGGACGGAAGCAACACGGCCACCGGACCCGAGUCCGGAACGGAGACAAUGGUCCCCGAAGACGACGGCCUUCUCCUGGUGCGACUAGCCGGCAUCAUGGAAAUGGACAGCGCCACGAGAGAACGAAUCGCGCACCCGCGCCCAAGCUACCUCUUCCGCCUCCUCCUCGCCUUCUGGAGUUGCAUACGCAUCCACUACGUCUCAUGGCGGCAGGCAUUACACUUUGCGUUCGACGGCCUCGUUUGCUUACUCGUCUACCCGCUGCCCGGCAGCAGCUGGAAGCCGAGC